Molecule: messenger RNA, 1176 nt
Organism: Gigantopelta aegis
Lineage: Eukaryota; Metazoa; Mollusca; Gastropoda; Neomphalida; Peltospiridae
Product: calcium-activated chloride channel regulator 1-like
Exons: 6
Coding region: 1-1176 (391 amino acids)
Source: RefSeq, a predicted model, not a curated record
AUGGAUGUGACUACCAAACUGCUGUGUUUUAUGCUGGUAGUUUUGGGUGUCUUGUGUCAGACGCUGGGUAUCUCUCGCCCCACGGCUAUCAAACUAGAAAACAAUGAGUACACAAACGUGCUGGUGGCGAUCCAUGAAGAUGUGCCAGAAGAUAAAAAUCUUAUUGACAAAAUCAAGACGAUGUUCACGGAAGCCUCCAGCUACAUGUACACUGGAACCCGCAAGAGGGCGUUCUUCAAGGAUAUCAAGAUCCUCAUCCCAUCCACGUGGACCGACGACCCCGCCUACUCGUCGCCGACGUCGCAAAUCUACACCAACGCCGACGUAGUCGUGACGGGAAUGACGCCGCGGUACCGUGACAGGCCGUACUCCCGAACCUUCAGCGGGUGCGGCCAGCAGGGAAUAAGAAUUCACCUGACGCCCAAAUUCUUAACUAGUCCGAGUUCCAGGCACGUUUACGGACCCGCCGGUCGAGUUCUCGUCCACGAGUGGGGCCACUUCAGAUGGGGCGUGUUCGACGAGUAUCCCGUGGAAGGCGAGCAGGAGUUCUACUUCUCGCCCACGACGGGAAAGUACGAGGUUGUGCGCUGCAACAUUCACAUGUACGGACAGAUCGCCGUCAUGGACGCCAAUGGCCGCCCUGUCAGACCCCUGACGUUCUGUCGAGAGAGCGACCUCGACAAGGUCACGGGGCGAUAUCCUGAUGGCUGCCACUUCCACGCCGUGACGCGAGGGGCGCGGACGAAGGGAAUAUCGGCGUCCAUCAUGGACAGGCAGGAAAUAGAAUCAAUUGUAAACUUUUGUGACGACGACGUAAGCGACCAAAAGAAAGUGCACAACUAUGAGGCUCCCAACAGACAGAACCGGAUGUGCGGUCAGCGCAGCACCUGGGCCGUUAUUUCGGAGAGUGAAGACUUCCGGGGAGGACGAAACCCGCCCCGAGACGGUGCGGACACGACCCCGACAUUCACCCUCGUGAAGGCUGCACGGACUCGACGUGUGGCUUUAGUCCUUGACGCAUCAGGUAGCAUGACGGUCAAGACUCCGACAUUCACCCUCGUGAAGGCUGCACGGACUCGACGUGGGGCUUUGGACCUUGACGCGACAGGUAGUAUGACGCAUCUUCCACAUGAUGCCCACAAGCACAUUUUGGAUUAUCUAAGAGAUGACGCUUGA